GGAGGGCAAGGAAGAGGGGGAGAGGAAAAAAAAAAAAACGCCAGAAAGAGUCACUGAAGUAGAGAGGGAGUACGCCAGAACUGUACUCUAGCCUGAACUCUGCUGCUGUCGAGAGGAGAAGUUUUGACUCGCCGCGACCCCGACUGAGCCACCUCCGCAAGGCGCCCUGCAACCAAAAGCAGCGACCAUGUCAGACGCAGACAAGUUUCUGUACGUGGACCGUAACCUGGUCAACAACCCGCUGGCGCAGGCCGACUGGGCCACCAAGAAGCUGGUAUGGGUCCCGUCCGAGCGCCUGGGCUUCGAGGCCGGCUCCGUGAAGGAGGAGCGCGGCGACGAGUGCGUGGUGGAGCUGGCGGACUCCGGUAAGAAGAUCAGGGUGAACAAGGACGACAUCCAGAAGAUGAACCCGCCCAAGUUCAGCAAGGUGGAGGACAUGGCCGAGCUCACCUGCCUGAACGAAGCAUCCGUGCUGCACAACCUGAAGGAAAGAUAUUACUCCGGCCUGAUAUACACGUACUCGGGGCUCUUCUGUGUCGUCAUAAACCCCUACAAGAACCUGCCCAUCUACUCGGAGGAGAUCGUUGAUAUGUACAAGGGCAAGAAGAGACAUGAAAUGCCACCUCAUAUCUACGCCAUCACUGAUACGUCUUACAGAAGCAUGAUGCAAGAUCGGGAAGACCAGUCCAUUCUCUGCACGGGUGAGUCUGGUGCUGGCAAGACAGAGAACACCAAGAAGGUGAUCCAGUACCUCGCUCAUGUGGCCUCCUCUCACAAGACCAAGAAAGAUCAGAGCAGCUCGGUCCUGUCACAUGGUGAGCUUGAGAAGCAGCUGCUGCAGGCCAACCCCAUCCUGGAGGCCUUUGGAAACGCCAAGACCGUCAAAAACGACAACUCUUCCAGAUUUGGAAAAUUCAUCAGAAUCAACUUUGAUGUCAACGGUUACAUCGUCGGUGCCAAUAUUGAAACCUACUUGUUGGAGAAGUCCCGGGCCAUCCGCCAAGCCAAGGAGGAGAGGACCUUUCACAUUUUCUAUUACUUGCUCACAGGAGCUGGAGACAAGCUGCGGAGCGACCUCCUCCUUGAAAACUACAAUAACUACAGGUUCCUUUCCAAUGGGAACGUCACGAUUCCUGGGCAACAGGACAAGGAUUUGUUUACGGAGACUUUGGAGGCCAUGAGGAUCAUGAGUAUUCCUGAGGACGAGCAGAUUGGCAUGCUGAAAGUGGUGGCCUCGGUUCUGCAGCUCGGGAACAUGAGCUUCAAGAAGGAGCGCCACACCGACCAGGCCUCCAUGCCCGACAACACCGCGGCCCAGAAAGUGAGCCACCUCAUGGGCAUGAACGUGACGGACUUCACCAGGGCCAUCCUGUCCCCCAGGAUCAAGGUGGGCCGGGACUACGUCCAGAAGGCCCAGACCCAGGAGCAGGCAGAGUUCGCCGUGGAGGCCCUGGCCAAGGCCACGUACGAGAGGAUGUUCCGCUGGCUCGUCAUGAGGAUCAACAAGGCCCUGGACAAGACCAAGAGGCAGGGAGCCUCCUUCAUCGGCAUCCUGGAUAUCGCUGGCUUUGAGAUCUUUGAGCUGAACUCCUUCGAGCAGCUGUGCAUCAACUACACCAACGAGAAGCUGCAGCAGCUCUUCAACCACACCAUGUUCAUCCUGGAGCAGGAGGAGUACCAGCGGGAGGGCAUCGAGUGGAGCUUCAUCGACUUCGGCCUGGACCUGCAGCCCUGCAUCGAGCUCAUCGAGAAACCCGCCAGUCCCCCUGGUAUCCUGGCUCUGCUGGAUGAGGAAUGCUGGUUCCCCAAAGCUACAGACAAGAGCUUCGUGGAAAAGGUGCUCCAGGAGCAAGGCACGCACCCCAAGUUCUUCAAGCCCAAGAAACUGAAGGACGAAGCCGACUUCUGUAUUAUUCAUUAUGCUGGCAAGGUGGACUACAAAGCUGACGAGUGGCUGAUGAAGAACAUGGACCCCCUGAACGACAACGUGGCCUCACUGCUCAACCAGUCCACUGACAAGUUUGUGUCCGAGCUCUGGAAAGACGUGGACCGCAUCGUUGGUCUCGAUAAAGUCUCUGGCAUGUCCGAGAUGCCCGGCGCCUUCAAGACCCGUAAGGGCAUGUUCCGCACGGUCGGCCAGCUGUACAAGGAGCAGCUGUCCAAGCUCAUGGCCACACUGAGAAACACAAACCCCAACUUUGUGCGCUGCAUCAUCCCCAACCACGAGAAGAAGGCGGGUAAACUGGACCCCCACCUGGUCCUGGACCAGCUGAGGUGUAACGGUGUGCUGGAGGGGAUCCGUAUCUGCAGACAGGGCUUUCCCAACCGCAUCGUCUUCCAGGAGUUCAGACAGAGGUAUGAAAUCCUCACUCCCAAUGCCAUCCCCAAGGGCUUCAUGGAUGGAAAGCAGGCUUGUGUGCUCAUGAUCAAAUGCCUGGAGCUGGAUCCGAACCUGUACCGAAUCGGCCAGAGUAAAGUCUUCUUCAGAGCCGGAGUCCUGGCUCAUCUGGAGGAAGAGAGGGACAUGAAGAUCACAGACAUCAUCAUCAGUUUCCAGGCCUGGUGUCGCGGCUACGUGGCCCGCAAGGCUUUUGCUAAGAGACAGCAGCAGCUCACUGCCAUGAAGGUGAUCCAGAGGAACUGCGCUGCUUAUCUGAAACUGAGGAACUGGCAGUGGUGGAGACUCUUCACUAAGGUGAAACCUCUGCUGCAAGUCAGCAGGCAGGAGGAGGAGAUGCAGGCCAAGGAUGAUGAGCUGGUUAAAGUGAAGGAGAAGCAUUUGUAUGCCGAGCAGGCGCUCCGGGACAUGGAGGAAAAACAGCAGCAGCUGGGUGCAGAGAAGAUGGCCUUGCAGGAGCAGCUGCAGGCGGAAACAGAGCUCUGUGCUGAGGCCGAGGAGAUGAGAUCUCGUCUGGCUGCCAAGAAGCAGGAGCUGGAGGAGAUCCUGCACGACCUGGAGGCCCGUGUGGAGGAGGAGGAAGAGCGCGCUUCUCACUUGUCGUCAGAGAAGAAAAAGAUGCAGCAAAAUAUUUCUGACCUGGAGCAGCAGCUGGAUGAAGAAGAAGGGGCCAGGCAGAAGCUCCAGCUGGAGAAGGUCACCCUGGAGGCCAAGAUGAAGAAGAUCGAAGACGAUGUCAUGGUUUUAGACGACCAGAACAACAAGCUGAGCAAGGAGAAGAAAUUGAUGGAAGACAGGAUCUCUGAGUUCACCACCAACCUGGCAGAAGAAGAGGAGAAAUCCAAGAGUUUGCAGAAGCUGAAGACCAAACACGAGGCCAUGAUCACAGACCUGGAGGACCGCCUGCGCAGGGAGGAGAAGCAACGACAAGAGCUGGAGAAGAACAGACGCAAGCUGGACGGCGACUUCAAUGAGAUCCACGACCAGAUCGCUGAGCUGCAGGCUCAGAUCGCUGAGCUCCGGGCCCAGCUGGCCAAGAAGGAGGAGGAGCUGCAGGCGGCGCUGGCCAGGAUUGAGGAGGAGGCCGCGCAGAAGAACCUGGCGCAGAAGAAGAUCCGCGAGAUGGAGGCUCAGCUCUCUGAGCUGCAGGAAGAUCUGGACCUGGAGAGGCAGGCCCGCACUAAAGCGGAGAAACACCGCCGGGACCUGGGAGAGGAGCUGGAAGCCCUCAAGACGGAGCUGGAGGACACUCAGGACUCCACCGCCGCUCAGCAAGAACUCAGGACCAAACGUGAGAUGGAGGUGCAACAUCUGAAGAAAACUCUGGACGACGAGGCCAAAGUCCACGAACACCAGAUGGUUGAGAUGAGACAGAAACACAGCCAGGCCUUUGAUGAGCUCAAUGAGCAGCUGGAGCAGGCCAAGAGGAACAAAGUGUCGAUGGAGAAGGCCAAGCAGGCCCUGGAGUCGGAGAGGAACGAGCUCGGCAUUGAACUGCAGACACUCAUGCAGGGUAAAGGAGACUCCGAGCAUCGCAGGAAAAAGGCUGAGACUCAGGUGCAGGAGCUGCAGCUCAAACACUCGGAGAGCGAGCGUCAGAGGCUGGAGCUGGCUGAGAGAGUGACCAAACUGCAGGCGGAGCUGGAAAAUGUCAACUGCGUGCUCAGUGACGUGGAGGGCAAGUCCAUAAAGGCGAGCAAGGACUGCUCUGCUGUGGAGUCCUCGCUGCAGGACGCUCAGGAACUCCUCCAGGAAGAGACACGGCAGAAACUGUCUCUGGGCACCCGUCUGCGCCAGCUGGAGGACGACCAGCACAACCUGAAAGAACAGCUGGAGGAAGAAGAAGAGGCCAAGAGGAAUGUGGAGAAGCAGCUUCAGAUGGCUCAAGCUCAGCUCACUGAGAUGAAGAAGAAGGUGGAGACGGAUGCUGGCUGUCUGGAGACGGCCGAGGAGGGAAAGAAGAAGCUCCAGAGGGACCUGGAGGGAACUUUCCAGCGCCUGGAGGAGAAAUGUACCGCUUACGACAAGCUGGACAAGACAAAGACCCGCCUGCAGCAGGAGUUGGACGACCUGCUGGUCGACCAGGAUCACCUCCGACAGAUCGUCUCCAACCUGGAGAAGAAGCAGAAGAAGUUUGAUCAGAUGCUGGCAGAAGAGAAGAACAUCUCCGCCCGCUUCGCAGAGGAGCGCGAUCGCGCUGAGGCCGAGGCCCGCGAGAAGGAGACCCGGGCGCUGGCGCUGACCCGCGAGCUGGAGACUCUGAUGGACCUCAAGGACGAACAGGACCGCAACAACAAGAUGCUGCGUGCAGAAAUGGAGGACCUGGUUUCCUCAAAGGACGAUGUUGGCAAGAGUGUCCACGAGCUGGAGAAGGGGAAACGCUCCAUGGAGCAGCAGCUGGAGGAGAUGAAGACUCAGCUGGAGGAGCUGGAGGACGAGCUGCAGGCCACCGAGGACGCCAAGCUGCGUCUGGAGGUCAACAUGCAGGCCAUGAAGGCCCAGUAUGAGAGAGACCUGGCAGGACGUGACGAGAUGGGCGAGGAGAAAAAGAGGGCCCUAGUCAAACAGGUGCGAGAGAUGGAAAUGGAGCUGGAGGACGAGAGGAAGCAGCGUUCUGCCGCCGUGGCUGCACGCAAGAAGAUGGAGCUGGACCUGAAGGAGCUUGAGGCGGCCAUCGACAUGGCCAACAAGAACCGCGACGAGGCCCUGAAGCAGCUGAAGAAGCUCCAGGCCCAAAUGAAGGAUCUUAUCCGGGAGCUGGAGGACACUCGCAUGUCCAGAGAGGAGAUCCUGGCCCAGAGCAAGGAGACGGAGAAGAAGCUGAAGAGCAUGGAGGCCGAAAUGAUCCAGAUGCAGGAGGAGUUGGCAUCUGCCGAGCGAGUAAAGAGACAAGCUCAGCAGGAGAGAGACGAGCUGCAGGAUGAAAUCAACAGCCAGGCCACCAAGAAUGCUCAGGCUGUGGAGGAGAGGAGACGCCUGGAGGCUCGUAUCGCUCAGCUGGAGGAGGAGCUGGAGGAGGAGCAGUGCAACGCUGAGCUCAUCAACGACAGGCUGAAGAAAGCAAUGCUGCAGACCGACCAGAUGACCCUGGAGCUGGGGGCGGAGCGCAGUGCCUCCCAGCGGGUGGAGGGGGCCCGGGCCCAACUGGAGCGUCAGAACAAGGACCUGAAGAUGAAGCUGCAGGAGCUGGAGGGGACGGUCAAGUCCAAGUACAAGGCCAACAUGGCAGCCCUGGAGGUGAAGAUCGCUCAGCUGGAGGAGCAGCUGGAGAUGGAGACCAGGGAGAGGCAGGGGGCCACCAAGCUCGUGAGACGCACCGAGAAGAAACUCAAGGAAGUCCUCCUGCUGGUGGAUGAUGAGAGGCGCAACUCAGAGCAGUACAAGGUCCAGACGGACAAGCUGAACUCCCGCAUGAAGCAGCUGAAACGUCAGCUGGAGGAGGCGGAGGAGGAGGCCCAGAGAGCCAACGCCAACAGAAGGAAACUGCAAAGGGAGCUGGAGGACGCCACGGAGUCGGCGGAUGCCAUGAACCGUGAAGUCUCCUCCCUCAAAAACAAACUCAGGCGCGGUGACCUCCCCUUCACCGUGCGGCGCACCAUUCCCCGCGCCGGCCCUGAGAGCGACGAGGAAAUCGAGAUCAAGACCGACAUCAAGCCCGAUACGCCCGAGAUCAAGCCCGAAUGAGCCGCUCCCGCACGACUCCUUAGAACUGCAUCACAAUUAAACCGACCCAAAUACACGAGAGCACAUUUACCGUAACGCAGAGGAACACAAAAACGCUACAACCACGUCCAGAUCAGAGGCAGCGGCUCAGCUCAGUCCUCCGAGUUCAGUCCCGCCGCAGUCUGAUCUGUUCAAACAGUGACAAUCUAUGCAUGAACGCAUUUACACACAGACGCAGAAGCCAGUAAACUCAGACAAUCGUUAUACUGACACACACACACUCAUACUCUCUCACGUGUGGUUUUGGGCCAAAUUUUUCCUUUGCUUUUCUUUUUUUCAUUCUCUGGGGAUAAAGAGAUAUUUUUAUAAGGAAACUUUCCACUUAUAAUAGUCCUGAUUUAGGAUCUAUUUUUCUAAUUCAUGAAAACAAAGGAUGAAGUAUACAUAAACAAAAAUGAUUUCUGAAAGGGGACCAAAGUAAUAUCUCAAUCGUAUAGAGGUGUAUCUUAUGCAGACGUGUUUAUAAUGGUUAAGAAUGGAAGUGCUUCGUGUUCGUUACGCUCGUUGUCUUUCCUCAAUUUAUAAAGAUUUAUACAGUAUCCUGAAUUGUAUUUUCUAAAUUUAGCCGCAGUUAUCGCUUGUUGCUAUGCUUUCGGGCUCAGACCGUUUCACCCACAUUUCAUGUGGACACACAAAAUUGAAGGCAGAGUUCAAUGAACGAUUGAAGACUCAUUGACGUAUUUUAAUGAUUUUGUGCUGAAUUGUCUUAAUUUUGCACUGAGAUUGAAAACAAAAACGACAAACACUUCAAACUAUAUGUUAUACCACUGCUUUGGUGUGUUUUUUCUUUAAAUGGUGAAAAAGAAGUUUGGAAGUCUUUGAAAAGCGGUGCACAUCCCCGUGUUGUACGUGCGCACGUGCUGCCGACUCACACUAAAGGCCUUAAAAGCAGCUCAGACUUCGUGGGCAGGUUUCCUGGCUUGUUAUUUUUUUUUCUUGUGGACGUAUUGAUCUCUAUGUUUAUCAUUCAGUGUUUUUUGUCAUGUUCAGGGUAAAGUAUAAAUGGUGGGGUUCUUUUGUUGUCUUUUUUUUUAGUUUAAACUCACAGCAGACACUGUAUUCUCAGGGCACAGCUUGAUUUGAGAGGAGCAGUGAACCAAAGUCAGAUUCAGGAGGUCUGGACGUCACCGUAACCUGCGUACACUAAAACUUUGACUCGUCCGUGGGGUUCGCUAGACACGUGGACCGAGGCUCGUCUGCGGCCCGGUUUCCCAGUAGAUCGCUGGUUCUGUAGAGAUGCAGGGCGGUGUAAACCUCUCGCAGGCUGUGCCCAGGGUCAGCUUUUGGCUCACACUGCUGGAAAGUGAGAGAAUGUGUUGUUACUUAACAAUAAUGACUCACAAAUUAAAAAGACCACAUAUUUCGCACUUAAUUAACAAUGACGAUCCAAAAGAAAACGAAGGAAAAAAAAAACAUGACAUCUCAACUGUUUUGUAAUGUUUGUCUGCACCUCUGGAACGAAAAUCAUGUUGUGAAGUGUGAUGUUAUUGCAAUUAAAGAUGCUUUCUAAACUGCUAAA
Molecule: messenger RNA, 7640 nt
Organism: Cololabis saira (Pacific saury)
Lineage: Eukaryota; Metazoa; Chordata; Actinopteri; Beloniformes; Belonidae
Product: myosin-9-like
Exons: 41
Coding region: 188-6082 (1964 amino acids)
Cellular component (GO): myosin complex
Molecular function (GO): cytoskeletal motor activity; actin filament binding; ATP binding
Source: RefSeq, a predicted model, not a curated record